UAAACUUGGCGUGAGUACUUUUACUGGGAAAAUUCAUCACAUCACACAUUUGUGUGUAUUACUACGUGAACGAUCGUGUCUGUGAUACAUCAGUGUUAAAAACCGUAAAAUAUGAUAGGAGAAGGGUACAAGAAAAUGCCCUCAAGUGUAUCUAGCGUACCUUUAAUAAGGCCGUCAGUGUUUAGACAAGUCACAGAUUUUGCAAAUGUUUUUAAAGCAUUUAUUGGAACCAACUGGAUUGGUCUGCCAUUUGCUUUUAAACAAAGUGGAAUUGUGCUUGGAUGUGUGGGAAUCCUUAUCAUUGCACUCAUCACAGAUCACUGUUGCCAGUUGAUCAUUAAGUGUAAGAAAGCUGCUGUCCAAAUUGUUCUAGACUCAGCCUCAAAGUCAUAUGAUCUUGAAUCCCAGGAUACAGACAUGACUGACAUGCGAAACACUGUAGAGAAAAGGAUGUUUUUUGGAGAAAUUGGUAGAAUUGCUUUGGGCAAGAAGGGAGUGUUCCUUGUAAAUGCAGCACUUCUUACCACACAGUUUGGCUUCUGCAUUGGUUAUUUCAUUUUUUUGGGCAACACCAUUACAUCAAUGUUUCCUCCACCACAUAAUUCUACCAAUGACACAAAUGCUACAGCAAAGUCACAUGGGAAUUACCAUCCUCCUAAAUUCUAUCUGCUCAUUCUUGUGCCACUGAUCCCAUUGAUACUGUUUUCAUACAUAAGAAGUAUUCGUAAACUGGGUCCAGUAAGUUUUGCAGCUAAUGUGGCUCUCCUGGUGGCUUUUGUUUCAGUAGUGGGAUAUAUGUUAAGUGGUUUAAAAUUCAAACUAAAGGAAAUCGGGCUGUCAAACUGGGCUACAUUUCCAGUUUUUUUUGGCCAAGUGACCAGUGCUUAUGAAGGAAUUGGAACUUUGAUUCCCAUUGAAACCAGCAUGGCAGAGAACCGACACAGAUUCCCCUUGUAUUUGCACUUUGCCGUUGGAUCCCUUUCAGUAAUUCUUGGUUGUUUUGGUAUUCUUGGAUACACAGUGUAUGGGGAAGAAGUAAAUCAGAUUGUUACAGAAAGCUUUCCUUCAGGAGUAUUGAUUCAAGUGGUUCGAUGUUUGCUGUGCUUUGCUAUACUCCUGACGUAUCCUCUCCAGGUCUUUCCAGUUAUAGAGAUCAUUGAGGGUUGGCUGUUUAAAUCUGACAAUAACACUGCAGUGGAGACCAGCACCAGCUCUAACAGUGAAUCAUCUGAUGUAUCUGUAGGAGUACAGGCCAGUGAAAGUUCUUGGUUACUUGCACCAGAAAUACCAAAACAGAGAAGCUUGGCAAGGAAGUGGAAGAAAAAUCUGCUGCGAACCUUUAUAGUUUUGACAACUGCUGGCAUUGCUAUAGCACUGAAAGAUAAUUUUGCAUAUGUUAGUGCUAUUGUUGGUUCCAUUGGAAGUGCUACCCUGGGCUUCAUUUUACCUUGUGUUUUCCACUUGGUACUUUGUAAAGACUCGAACACAAUGCUAAUCAAAGUCAAAGAUUGUUUAUUUAUAGCCUUUGGUAUCAUUGGAGGAGUUGUAGGUGUAACAAUAACGAUAGGACAGAUUGUUCAACAAUUUACUAAAAGUAAAUAACAAUUGUUUACAAUUGAGAAUGUUUUAACCCUUUAAGUCCUGCUAGUAACCAAGACAGAAAUUCUCCUUAGGCUAUCAGUUCAAUAUCAAGCAGACAAGUAAUGAGAAUAAUGAAAAA
This is a messenger RNA of Pocillopora damicornis (cauliflower coral), 1720 nucleotides long. RefSeq lists its product as uncharacterized. The record is from RefSeq and is a predicted model, not a curated record. Gene Ontology annotation, molecular function: L-amino acid transmembrane transporter activity. Gene Ontology annotation, biological process: amino acid transmembrane transport. Gene Ontology annotation, cellular component: vacuolar membrane. Lineage: Eukaryota; Metazoa; Cnidaria; Anthozoa; Scleractinia; Pocilloporidae.